CGCGCGUGACUUCGCGGAUUGAAAUUCCAUAUAUCAUUAUCGGACCGUUCAGUUAACACGCGCUUUUCGAUGCGAACGAUCGAAUUUUGAUCAUAGAUUCAUAGUGUUUGAAAACUAAUAUUUUUUUAAGUAUGGAAAUCGAAAUAGAUAUGUUAAUUAACGAAGUAGAAAAAAGGCCUGCCAUAUGGGACAUGACAACGCAUGAGUACUCAAACCGAACGAUGAAGAGAAGAAGUUGGGAAGAGUUGGUGCUUAUCUUUGGUAGUCCUGAAGAUUCAGAAGAGAAAAAGAAAAAUUUAGGAUUAGAAUUACAAAAGAGAUGGAAGGGUAUUCGAGAUGCAUAUGUAAAGGAAGUAAAAAAAAUGAAACAAGUUAAGUCUGGAUCGGGAGCAGUGAAGUCGUCAUAUUUAUAUUAUAGAAGGUUGCAAUUUCUACAGCCAACAAUAAAAAAAAAUUCUACCGAGAGCAAUUUUAAAACUGCAGAUGUUGACGGUGAUACAAAUUUAGAAUCAGCGACUGAAAAUCCGAUUGAGGAAAAUAGUUCCAUAGUUUCAAAUGAAGAAGGUACUUUCAAAAGUCCUCUUCAGCAACGAAAAAAAAUAAAACUUCAUCCUGCUGAUGAGCACUUUGCCAACAUCAUAGAAAAAAGUUUAAAUCGCAAGAAUACUGUAGAAAAAAAAGAAGACGAUGAAGAUAAAUUAUUUUGUUUAUCUUUAUAUAAAGAAAUUAAAAAAGUACCAGAUGCAAUGCGUUUAAAAACUAAAAUCGAAAUUUAUAACCUACUUUUAAGAAAUCAAUCAAUACAAACUAAUCCUCAACCUUCAAGUACAGAUAUCUCUAAAUCCAACCAUGUAUCCACAUCUUACAGCCAACAAAAUAUGCAACGAUAUGCAUACCCACAAUAUGAUCGUCCAAAUUAUACAACUAUUCCAUACGAUACGCUUCGUCAAAAUCAAAUUUACACUCAAUUUAACCAAAAUAUGGAACCUCUACAAACUCCUUCACCUUUAUCUACUAAUAGUGAGAUUUCUCAAGAGUCGUCAGAUCUUGAUUUAUUUGCAUAAAAAAUAAUUUAACUGAUAUAAUAAAUAAGGUGAUUCUUUUGUAUUGUUUUUUAAUGUUUUUAAAGU
Molecule: messenger RNA, 1130 nt
Organism: Acyrthosiphon pisum (pea aphid)
Lineage: Eukaryota; Metazoa; Arthropoda; Insecta; Hemiptera; Aphididae
Exons: 2
Coding region: 132-1064 (310 amino acids)
Biological process (GO): regulation of transcription by RNA polymerase II
Cellular component (GO): nucleus; transcription regulator complex
Molecular function (GO): DNA binding
Source: RefSeq, a predicted model, not a curated record